Venturia canescens is the source of this 5139-nucleotide messenger RNA. Its product is annotated as tripartite motif-containing protein 2-like. The transcript has 11 exons. Gene Ontology annotation, molecular function: protein binding; ubiquitin protein ligase activity; zinc ion binding. The record is from RefSeq and is a predicted model, not a curated record. Lineage: Eukaryota; Metazoa; Arthropoda; Insecta; Hymenoptera; Ichneumonidae. Bases 1283 to 3400 code for a protein of 705 amino acids.
GCAGCAGUGCAGUGCGGACGUCGCCACCGUCGCCAGCAGCAUCGCGCUGCUCCCCUCUCCUCGGGGCUCUCUCGUUUUCGCUCCAUUGUCUUCCCCCACUUGGGGGGUGUCGCGUAAAAUAAGAAAAAAUAAAAAAAAAACAGAUAAACAAAUAUUGGGCAAGCACAUUGGAACAGCGCAAUUGAGGCGAAACAGGAAAACGAAAAUAAUUCGAUGGAUUAAAUAGCUCGACGAAAGUGCGAGAAUUGAUGGAAAAACAAAUGUUAGAACUGAAAUAUCGCACCGGCUGACUGCCAACGAAAAAAGCAAACGUUAACGUUCGCGUGGUUUUUGUGGCUGUUUCGGUGCACGAAAACUCGUGUUCGUAAGUGUGCGAUCGACCAGAGCAUGUGAAAAGCAUACAGAAUAAAGGAGAAAUAUAAAUUUAUAGAAAAAGAGAAGGAAAAAAUCAAAGAAAAUGGAUACGAGAUCGGAGGGGGGAAUAAUUUGUGCGUGAUUAAUAAAUUAUAUAAUUGGGAGGAAAAACAAAAGUGACAAUUGAUAAAUUGAAAAAGUUGAGACCUGGCAGAUUUGAUUUCGUGAUUGCUACAUCGAGAUAUAUUCGUCGAUUAAAAAAUUGUGAACGCAUAAUAUUGAAAUAAAAUACCGAUGACAAUGAUUAUUCUUGGAAAUAAAAUAUCAUAGAAAUAAAAAUAAUGUGGAGCCUGGAGGUUCAUCUCGAGAGCUUAUCGACGAAGAGAAUCUCGUCGCGAGUUUUCACGAUGUUUUUGAAGCGAGAGCCUGGCAACAGUGACCCAAGAAAUUCCACGAUUCUCUCGCACUUUAUCUCCAAGUUUGCAUAAUACCAAAAAUUGGACUCUACUUGAAAAAAAUCAAAAUAAAUGAAAUAAAAAAUGCGCAAAUUCCUUUUCGCUCUGAAGAACGAAAAUAAAUGCGCAACUGACAAUCGUGCCAAAUUUUUUCCACGAGAUCGAUCGAUUACGUGAGAUGAAUCAUGAUUCAGAUCGAACCGAAAUGAAAAACAAACACUUCUAACAUCACUUUUUGAAAAAAGGAGGUCGGGAGGGGGAAAAGCAUCGAGAGUGAGAGUCGAAAGAUCGGUUGGUAACGAUAUCGCGUAUGGAUAAUCUCGAGACAGCUGAUAAAACUCGAACGAGUGCGUGUGACAGUGGAAAACAAGUGAAAAAAAUCAAUGACCGUCCUGGUGUUUACACGAGAAAGUUUAGCCGAUUUUUAAAUUUGACAUUAGAGCUUCGGUCAGAGGCGAUCGCUCGGUUUCAUAAUGGAGGCAUUACGACUAGCAAUUCAGACGAGGCUCGGGGAGAGGAUGGUCAGUAUGAGCUCAAUGCUCGUCGAGACAGUGAGCAUUAAUUAUGAGGAUUUCAACGAGAGUUUCCUCACGUGCGGGACGUGCCUUUGCGUUUACGACGGUAGCGAGCACACCCCCAAACUUUUGCCAUGCUCCCAUACAGUGUGCCUGCAUUGUUUAACGAGGAUAGCGGCGUCGCAAACUCGCGAGGCCGGUGCUUUUCGCUGUCCGAUAUGCCGGGAAUUGAUAACAAUACCACGCGGCGGUGUUCCGGCACUGCCACCGAGUUUUCUCGUAAAUCAACUUCUGGAUUUGAUGUCACGACAGCGUCGCGAGGUGAUUCCAAAAUGUUCGGUUCACAACAACCAAGAAUUGUUGUUUUGCGAGACGUGCGACACGGUUUUUUGUACGGUAUGCACCGGUGGAAGUCACGCAGGCACGUCGCCUGGCUGCACCGAGCACACGAUUAUUCCAUUCAGCAUUGCGAUCAAGCGCAUGUCCGAAAUAUUGUUGUACAAAGCGAACGAGUGCAUUUCGAAGCUGACGCAAGCUCAAGAAUCGGUUACAACGGAAUUGAGGCGUUUGGACACGGCGAUGGAGAGAUGCUUGAGCGUCGUGGACGCGGAAUUUGCUGAAAUAAUAAGCAAAGUCGAAAAACGGAGGGCCGAACUGCAGGCGGCGGUUACCGCCGCCGCGAGGGACAAAAAACACGUUCUUGAGGAGCAACACGCUCUGAUCGAGGCCGAGAAGAACAAAGUUCAACGAGAGUGCGAAGGUUUGCAGUAUCAGGUCGAGGUACGAAAUAUAACGCAAAGAAUAGGGAGCCUGACCGAUCAGCUGGACGCGGCGGUGGCGCUGAGCGAACCGCGGGAAAAUGCCUUCAUAACUGCCGAAUUUGGUCACAACGAUUCGAUGACGGAAUUGGAGCGUGCCCUCGGCUCAUUCGGCCGUGUCAGAUCGAGCACGACGUUGCCAGGUCUGUGUCGCGCGAGUCUGAAAGACCCUGCAAUAGCCAAACUGCAAGCUACGGUCGUCGUCGAAACGGUAGAUUAUCACGGUCACCCGCGAAACGCUGGCGGCGAUCCGAUCGGCGCGGAACUGGCCCUUGCCGACCCGAUAAACCCGAACGAGACUAAUUCUGCUACCAUCGAGACUGAAGUUCGCGACCUCGAAAACGGAACUUACGAAGUUUUGUUUCGACCACCUUCCGCCAGUCGAUACGUCCUCAAACUGUCCGUUUUCGAAAGACCCAUCAAAGAUUAUCCACUCUUUUUUAACGCUACCGAACACAACGAACCCAUCAAAACUUAUGGCCGACGGGGCAGCGGCAAAGACGAAUUUCAUCAACCCGUUGCUGUCGCUGUCGAUGACGAUGCUCUCGUUUAUGUCGUCGAUACCGGAAAUUCACGUAUCAAAGUUCUCGACGAAAAUCUCGAAUUUCAAAAGCACAUUACGAACGAGGGUUUGGAAGGUCGAAGUUGCACGGGAAUUGCAGUUUCCGAGCAGGGCCUCGUCGUCGUUAAUUGGCGAACGCGAACUGUCACGGAAAUGAACACUUUGGGCGACACCAUACGCUCAUUUUCCCACAAUGCAUUUCAGGAACCGAUCGACGUGGCAGUGGACAGAAGUUACGGUCACGUUCUCGUUGCCGACAACGGUCAAAGUUGCGUUUUCGUUUUCGACUCGGACGGAAAGAUUCUCUUCCAGGUGAGAGUUGGAAAACGGAGCAUGUUCAAGUUAAUAAGCGCAGUGACGGUUGGCCCGGCCGGAGAAAUUUUACUCGCGGAUUCUCGGAUCCAAGUUUUCUCGGCAAAGGGUGACUUUUCCGAAGAGAUCUACGGCGAGGGUCGAAAAAAAGGAAAAUACGGAGGAAUAGCGGUGGACGUGGAAGGAAAAAUCGUGGCGUCGAGGAGCGACAAGGGUCGAAGCAUAAUUCAAGUGUUGAAGCUCGGAGGUGGUAAUUUAUUGACGGAGAUCGAUUCGCACAGUUCGAAAUUACGACGUCCAACCGGGAUCGCGAUACUUCCCGGAAAUUAUUUGGUCGUCGUCGAUUUGGGCAACGAUUGCAUUAAAAAAUACAGGUAUUGGUGAAUCCAGGAAAGAAAACACAAAAGCGUUAUAUUAAUGAAGAUUAAAUGGAGCGAAAAUGAUAUUAAAUUAACACGGUUCACUGCCCGUUUCGUCGAAAAAAGACGAAAAGCGUAAACGUAGAUUUUCCUUUUUUAACUACAAAUAAUCGUAGAAAGAGUGAAAGGAAAAAAGGAAAAAGAAUUCCAAAUAUCGAGAUCGAGGGCAAUUCGCGAUUUUGAAUGUUUCACAGACGAUGAAAUUUUCACUGUACAAUUAUUGUACAGAAACGAUGAAAGAUAAGAAAGGCUUGUACAUAUAUUUUUUCAGUAUUAAUAAUUAGCAAAACUUAUGACAAGAGUGAAACAGGAGGAAAGUGAUUGGAAGUAAAAAAACGAACUAAACUACAGAAUGAACAAAAACAUGAAAAAAAUAGCUAACAAAUUCGAUUGUUCAAAGUCACGAAAUUCAAUCAAUUUUUUUCUAUCAUUACGUUUUUUUUUAAUAGAAUUAUUGAAAAGUUUCAAUUUUAAUCGCCAUUCGAUUAAUAACUGACACGAGGGCGCCAUAUUAAUGCGGAAAAUCGGUGAACUGACAAGUUAGUCCCAUUUUCCAUUGCGACGCAUGGGGCAACCGAUUCGUCAGUCAUCGAUAGCCUGCGUAUUUUUAAUUUACACGUAAAGACCUAGUCUUUUUAACGUUGGAGAGAUGAGCGUGUUUUCACCGUUAAAAAAUGAAAUUUUAAGGUAAUAAAAAUCAAAUAAUUCGUCACUGGGAAGCUCAAAUAUUUCACGAUCAUUUCGUGAAAUUCUGUGUCAUUCUAAAUGUUUUCGUUGGUUCCACGUGGCGAAGUUUUACUUAAAGAAUCUCAGUUCACUCGUUUACGUAUGUAUCGUUUCGUUCUUAACUUUUGCGUACAUCUCUCAACUGUAAUUUUACUGCAGUUUUUCGAAAUCUCGUCCAUGUUGUCUGCGGUGAUUUUCGUUUCCGGAAUAACUGCGCGACAAUUCAUUUUGGAAUUGUAACAAUUUUUCUUUGCAUAAGUACACAUAAAACGUCAGAAAAGCACUAGGGAAUUAACCGAAAAAUAUCUGCGAUAGAUCGUUGGAGUUGGGACUUUUGAAAUCGUGAAAACGAUUUUUUCGCCAAGUCUCAAUUUGUUCAGACUUGUGGUUACUUUGUUUUUUCGUUACUUUUUCUAUAACUUAGAAGAAUAAUGAGCAAAACGACGUGUACGAUAAAUGGCCAGAGACAUAUUUGUAAAUAUAUUUAACUGAGGACGCGCAAAACAAUCCGACGAGAGUAACGUUUUACUCUCCGUUGCGUGAGGAAACAAAAGAGCGACGUAUGUUUUCCUCGUAGGUCUAACCGCGUCUCUCGCAGUCCUAAAAACGUCCUACGUAUUGUAAUAAUGAAAACGAAAAAUGUAAGCGAACGUUUGUUGUCGACUGGGCAAGAAGAACGUGUGCAUCGUGUUCGACUUCAUUCGACUGAUUAUUCGAUUUUUUAUUUUUUUUUUUAUUUUCGUAGUUUCUUCUCUCGUUGUUUUGUCUUUUCGUAACGGUAUUUUUAUAAUCUAGUCACGAACGCAUACAAUCACGAUUUAUUCAUUAAUGUACUCGAUGGACUGUUGUCAACCAUGUUUAAAAAGUAUGCAGUCGGAGGAACGAAAAACGCGUAAUUCUUGCAGUGUAUAAUUAUUAAAUCUACUGCGAUUGAAAUAGUACUCUGUCCUGUAAAUAAAACCGAGCUUCGUUCUAUAA